Auanema sp. JU1783 is the source of this 1500-nucleotide messenger RNA. Lineage: Eukaryota; Metazoa; Nematoda; Chromadorea; Rhabditida; Rhabditidae. The record is from the annotation of a GenBank genome assembly.
AUGUGGGAAGAGGAAGAUCAAGAAGUUCUUCUGGGUAUACUGCUGGUAACCAAAGGAACUCCGGGUGAAAAAUUACUGUACAUGUAUCCAUAUCGAAGGGUCCCUACACAAGAUAAUGAGCCUGCUCCGAAUAACACUUCACCACUGAGUAGGAAAGAGGCUGAUGCGUUCCAAAUGAAUAAAUCGUUGAAUUCGUCGAACUUUGCCGAUUUAUUCCCAACUCAAUUCGGGUUGACAUCGAGUAUGCUUGCGAGUAUUUUAUGUGUUAAAUCGGAAUCGUACGAUCAGAGGUUCGAACUGAAAGUUGAUAACUACCGCUUUGCUGGUUAUCCCAAAACGGUCUCUACUCUGAGUGAUUAUUGUUCUGAAAUGUUUUCAAUAGUUUUUGUUAUGCCUUCGUAUGUUGAAGAUCAUGUUGUUCUAAACUUCCAGAUUUUGAGUCAUAAAUUGGCUUUAGCUAUCGACUCUUUACAAACAUUGAAAGGCUAUUUUGGUGUUCAGGAGAAAGAGAUGCGAUUAAUAUUAGACAAUUUGGAAACUCUCUCGCCUGAUGAGUUGAUUAGUUUACAAAACCCGUGGGAAAAGGUUAGAAGUGAAUGCUCCCUGGCAGCUCUACUAGCCAGAGUGUUCGAUGAUGUUUGUAGUACAGGGAUAGUUAGAGUUUUUGUUGAUGACUUUAUAGAAGUUGGCUAUUGUGUAGAGUCGAGAGCAUUAGCCCAGGCACAAUUAACUCCCAAAAGUCGAGCAGAAAUUGAUAAACUGAUUCAAAUGAUCAGGCCGUAUCAUGUUGCACUGUUCAUGAAACAUUCCACCCCGAAUAUAGGGUUAUCAGACAUAUCAGUUUUGAGUGGUAUUCCUUUGAAUCAGUGUUUUUUGAUUGUUCGUCAUUUAUUGUUAUGGGCUCGCGCCCUUGUUAUAUAUCCUAUCUGUAGCAAAAACGAUUAUAGCUCAGCAACAAGACCACGGCCCAUAGAAAGGCAAGUUGAAGCUUGGAAUAAACAGUUUGGAUCCGAACUGCCAAUGGGAACAGCGUUAUCAUACUUCAACCCGCCCGCCACACUUGAAAACUAUAUCAGAAAAACUCGGAUUGAAUAUUCGACUUAUGUUGCUCAAAUAGCAUUUCUUCUUCGGCAUCAGCUCAUCGUGCAAUUGCAUAAGGUGUGCUACAUCCUCCCACCGUACUCGAACGCAGAUACGUUGAAGCCGGGUGAAGAUUUACCGGGAGACUUACAUGAUAUGAUUUUGAAAGGAGAUUUGAUGGAUGAAGUGAAACCUAUUGUUGCUGAUUUGUGUUGUCAAAUGUUGGAUAGCGAAAGCUACAGUAAAGUCGAAAGACGGUUGAAGUUAUUCCUCCGUAUGGCUCCAUACAUGAAAGGGAUGCAUCAUCUAGAAGAUAUAACGUUCCGUUUGAGUGAAAGUAGACAUGUCAUCGAUGAAGUCUUGAGUUCCUUCUCAAUGGUGAUAUCAACAUUACAAAGAGUAGAUUUUACGAUUGAAUAG